AUAUCAACCGGCCGCAUCGUUUACCAGUCCUAGUGAGGACACGUCCCUCAAAUUUGGUAGCGAACUGAAUCUGAAAAAACAAGUGUAUCUGUAUCUAAAUCUAAUCUACAAACCCUUGAAACCCUUUCAACUUUUACAGUUACACCCCCAUUUCUUCUUCUUUCCUUACUUCUUUCACCAUUUUUAGUAUCCCAUCUUUUUUCUCAAUACCCUUCUUCCCUUUGUCUUUCUAACCCCCAAAGGUCACAGCUUUUUCCGCUUAUGGCUGAACCCCUAUUUUGUCACUGUAAUUGAUCGAUUCAUGGAGAUUGAUAACAGUUCUUCAUCGACUCCGACGUUAGAUUCUAGUUCGGGUUUGACUCGGCAGAGGUUCACCAUUGAGUUGAGGCCCGGUGAGACCACAAUUGUUUCAUGGAAGAGGCUGAUCAAAGACGCUCACAAAGCUGACCUCCCUUUGACUCAAGAGACUAAGAAGGUUCAGGUCGCUCUGGAUGAAUACUUCCAAGAUGAGAAGGCACUCACUAAGCACAAUGAGUUUACUGAUAAUAAGGGGAAAUCAAAACAAUUAAAUGAACCCACCGGUUCUACUGAAGGCCAGCUGAAAAAGCGGAAAACAUGUAUUCCAAAGGCUUUAGGGGAGAGGAUGGAUGAUGAUGUACCAAAUAAGAAUGCAAAAUUAGGUCAUGCAAGGCCAAAAGUUGCUGCAAAGAAUUUAAUGUUGGGAAAACAACCUUCCAGUCUCUCCCAGAGUUUUGCUGCCAACAAUGAACAUUAUAUAAAGUCACAGAAUCCAUCAAGUUCUCUAACAGCGUUCUCCAGAAAAAAGCUUGCUGAUACUAGCAUUAAAUCUGAGAAUUCUUUCUCUGCAGGAAUCCCAAAUAAAGAUACUUCUGUACUUAAUCAAAAUUCAAAAGAUACUGAAAAGCAGAGGAUUGGAAUUGCCCAUUGCAGGAGUAUAGGGAACAAAUUAAAAGAUGAGAAUAAACUCUCUGGUGCUAUCAAUUUGACUUAUGAUGAUAAAAAUGCUUCUAUGAAACUGGAGCCUCAGGCCAACAGAAUAUUGACUGACUCCAGUGAAUUUGAAUUCUUGACCAGUGUUUGGCAGAGGGACAGGAAUGGAAAUAAUGGACUGCCUGACCUUAAUAUUCCUGCUUCUCCCACUGAGCCAGUGAAAAUGGCCUCUUAUUUAAAGGAUGUCUCGAGUUUGAGGCCAAAAUGUUCAUCCCUUGAAAGGGCCAUCAGGGAGUUGGAGAAAGUAGUUGCAGAAUCAAGACCACCAAAUGUAGAAGUUCAGGAAGCUGACACCUCAUCCUUGGCUGUUAAAAGAAGACUGCCUCGUGAAGUGAAGCAAAAGCUUGCUAAAGUUGCUAGACUAGCGCAGUCAAGCCAAGGGAAAAUAUCAAAUGAGUUGGUUGACCAACUUAUGAGUAUUCUUGGACAUCUAGUGCAGCUUAGAACGCUGAAGAGAAACUUAAGAGAGAUGGUUCUGCUUGGUCUGUCAGCCAAGCGAGAGAAAGCUGAUAGAUUUCAACAAAUCAAAAUGGAGGUCACUGAGAUGAUCAAACUGCAGGCAUUUAAACAAAGUGAUGGAGCAGCAGAUAAUUUUCAUGAGGCAUAUUGCUCAGAGGGGAAAAGAGUUUUCAGAGAAAAAAUUAGUAUGAAUAUUGCACUGGAGGACAAAAUGUGUGAUCUGUAUGACCUAUACAUCCAGGGGAUGGAUGAAGAAAAAGGUCCGCAGAUUAGAAAGUUAUAUGCUGAGCUUGCAGAAUUAUGGCCAACUGGAGUCAUGGACAGUCUUGGGAUAAAGAAGGCAAUCUUUAGGGCAAAGGACCGUCGAAGGGCAUCAUAUGGUGAUGAGAAGGUUCAAGAAAAACUGAAGUUGGGUGUGCCAAGUAGUGAAGGCAUUAUUGGGGGAGAAGUUAGUUCGAUGGCUCAACCGCAAGCCCUGUACGAGAAAAUGGUUAGCAAGACUAACAGUCAGAAUAUUUUAGCUGCUGAUCAUCAUCACCUUGCUACUCCUAUGAGAACACCAAGUUGUACGGCUAUAGGUUCAAAUAUGGAUUUGCAAAAACAAGAGAGACUGGCAUUCCCACCACCAAAGCAGCAACAGGCAGAAGCGGAAAGUGGUGUGAACAAGUCCAAGUCAUCAUGGAUGACGAGGGAUAAGGAAUCUCAAAAGCGGACAGUUGGUAGCCCCUUCUAAUUCAAACAGUAGAAGACCCUGGUAGCAUGUUAUAUAUUAUGUGAAGGGAAUUGCAGAAGGGCUGUUUUCUUGAUGCAUUGGACAAAAAUACCCAGUGAAUCAGUAGAGUUAAUAUUGUGGUUAGAGUUGUUAGAUAGGAAUCAAUGGCAGAGAUAAGUUGUAAUGUUUAGGCAGACAUUGAACAAUUUAGAGGAAUUGUACCUUUAAUGGUUGAUAUGAUUUUCACUUUAA
Molecule: messenger RNA, 2434 nt
Organism: Mangifera indica (mango)
Lineage: Eukaryota; Viridiplantae; Streptophyta; Magnoliopsida; Sapindales; Anacardiaceae
Product: ubinuclein-1-like
Exons: 11
Coding region: 302-2203 (633 amino acids)
Cellular component (GO): nucleus
Source: RefSeq, a predicted model, not a curated record